AUGAACGAAGAAAGGGAAUUUUAAAAGAAAGUACAAGUAGCAGUGGAUUCUGUAUAAAAUUAUAGAAAAUUCUAGUAUUUAGGAAAAAGAGAUAAAUAAUCAUAAAUGGUUGAAUAGAUUUAGAACGUUUUAGAAAGAGAAUAAUUGAUUGAUUAAGUUCAAAAAUUAAUUGUGGAAUUGAUUACUAAAUUAACAGAGCGUUUCAUUUCUAAUGUAAAUUCAAUAAAUACAAUUAUAAUAGAUGAAAAAGUAAGUAGAGAAUGAGAUUUUAAAAUUAAGGGAAACCAUACGAUCAACUCAUUAGAGAACAUAUUCUGCAGUAGAUAAAGAGAAAGUAGAAGAUCAAGUUUAAAGGACUUUGAAUAAGCAUGAUGUUUAAAUAAAUAUGUUAUUGGAGCAUCAGUAAUAUGUUUUUUAUUCUAUAUUAUAGAGCUUAAUUAAAAUAGAUGAGAUUAGAAGUACCAAGCAAUGAGAGUAUUUUAUUUAAUAUUAGUGAAAGAAAGAGUUGGAAAGUAGUAUUAAAAAGGAUUAAGAAGUAUUAAAAUUAGAAUUGGAGGAACAACUAAAAUCUUAUUAAAGAAAUUUCAAUUGUAUUUAUAUUAGAAAUAACAUAUAUUAGAGAAAUAAUAAACCAUUAUGCAAAUAUUAAAUGAUUUAGUUGUAAAGAUAGAGAAAAUUGAAAUAUCAUAAACAUAAUAAUAAAUAACCAUUGGUUCAGAUAAGAAGAAAAGGUGAGAAUUAAUUAUUGAAAAUAAAUAAAUUUAGUAUUAAAUUAUUUUAAUUAUGGGUUCUACAUUAUCCAAAAAAUAAGGAAAAGUUAUGGUAUUUGGUGGUUUAGGAUUAGCAGCAUUAGUAGGAGUAACAUUAAUUUUGUAUUUUUUUUACAUUCAUUUAGAAAAUCUAAACCUACUGAAGAAUAAGUCCAUACCAAAGCUGAAUCACCUAGAGAAUAUGCUAAACAAAUCAGUCAAAACUCAUAUUAACCUAAAGUAAGUACGAAUUAAGGCUAUGAUUAACUAUUCUAAUAAGUUGUUAAAUCAAUAUAGGUUGAAAGAUAAGGAUAAUUGAUUUAAAUAUCAACAAUUACACAAAUACUAGAAAAAUCAUUAGAUUUAGCAAAAGAUGAAUACAGUUAAAUAACUAUAGAAAAUAGAAAAAGUAAUAGCUAUCAAAUUAAUAUAUUUUAGAGAGAAGAGCUAUUAGAAAGUCUGAAAAUGCUUAAUAUCAAUAAAUGGUCUUAGAUUAUAAUGAAUAGGUUGAAAAUUUAUUGGAGAAAAAGUAAAUGGAGAUUUGUGACUUUUUACAAAUCAAAGAAACUGAAUUUUAAGAUAGUGUGAUGUCAUUAAUGGAAAGAGGAUUCUAUUAAUAAUUUUUCAUGAUAUAAGCAUCAAUUAGAUAAAAAAUAAAAGAUUCACUUCCAUCAACCAAAGAAAUUACUUUUGAUAUGUUAAAAAAGAUUAUUAAUUUCUAAAUUCAAGUAUUAAAGCAAUAGCCAUAAGAAUUAAAACAAAUUAUUUAAAACUUAUCUGUAAUAUCUUAUAUAUAUGUAUUCAGGUAAAUCAAGAAACAUAACAAUUAAUACCAUUAGCAAUUAAUACUAUUUUAGGGGACUUAGUUUAUGAGAAAUUUUAAAUUGAAGAGGAAGAUAUGAUGAAAAUUUUGUAGAAUUAAGGUAAAAGAUAUUUUAUAUAUUUAAGCCUAUUUUGCUGAUGUUCAAAUGCAAUAAGCUAUGGCUUAAUUGGAAGAAGCUAUGUAUAUGUUAAUGGCAUCAAUGGGAGGUGAUCAAAUGUGAA
Molecule: messenger RNA, 1793 nt
Organism: Paramecium pentaurelia
Lineage: Eukaryota; Ciliophora; Oligohymenophorea; Peniculida; Parameciidae
Source: the annotation of a GenBank genome assembly